Molecule: messenger RNA, 1487 nt
Organism: Molossus molossus (Pallas's mastiff bat)
Lineage: Eukaryota; Metazoa; Chordata; Mammalia; Chiroptera; Molossidae
Gene: ENO3
Product: enolase 3
Exons: 12
Coding region: 81-1403 (440 amino acids)
Biological process (GO): glycolytic process
Cellular component (GO): phosphopyruvate hydratase complex
Molecular function (GO): phosphopyruvate hydratase activity; magnesium ion binding
Source: RefSeq, a predicted model, not a curated record
AAAUUGGUCUCCCGCCCCCUCCCCCAUCCUCUUAGCCGGCCCGGAGAGGGUAGGAUGGGGUGGAGCCGGGAGAGGCCGCUAUGAGGACCCUGAGAGCCAUGGCCAUGCAGAAAAUCUUUGCCCGGGAAAUCCUGGACUCCAGGGGCAACCCCACCGUGGAGGUGGACCUGUACACAACCAAGGGCCGAUUCCGAGCAGCUGUGCCUAGUGGAGCUUCCACAGGUAUCUAUGAAGCUCUGGAACUAAGAGAUGGAGACAAAUCUCGCUACUUGGGCAAAGGUGUCCUGAAGGCUGUGGAACACAUCAACAAGACUCUAGGUCCUGCUCUGCUGGAAAAGAAACUAAGCGUUGUGGAUCAAGAAAAAGUUGACAAGUUUAUGAUUGAGCUGGAUGGGACUGAGAAUAAAUCCAAGUUUGGGGCCAAUGCCAUCCUGGGAGUGUCCCUGGCUGUGUGCAAGGCUGGAGCAGCUGAGAAGGGGGUCCCGCUCUACCGACACAUUGCAGACCUUGCUGGGAACCCAGACUUGGUCCUCCCAGUUCCUGCUUUCAAUGUGAUCAAUGGGGGCUCCCAUGCUGGAAACAAGCUGGCCAUGCAGGAGUUCAUGAUUCUGCCUGUGGGAGCCAGCUCCUUCAAGGAAGCCAUGCGCAUUGGUGCUGAGGUCUACCACCACCUCAAGGGGGUCAUCAAGGCCAAGUAUGGGAAGGACGCCACCAAUGUGGGCGAUGAGGGCGGCUUUGCACCCAACAUCCUGGAGAACAAUGAGGCCCUGGAGCUGCUGAAGACGGCCAUCCAGGCAGCUGGCUACCCAGACAAGGUGGUGAUUGGUAUGGAUGUGGCGGCAUCUGAGUUCUAUCGCAAUGGGAAGUACGAUCUUGACUUCAAGUCACCUGAUGACCCCGCACGACACAUCACUGGAGAGAAGCUGGGGGAACUGUAUAAGAGCUUCAUUAAGAACUAUCCUGUGGUCUCCAUUGAAGACCCCUUUGACCAGGAUGACUGGGCUACUUGGACCUCAUUCCUCUCGGGGGUGGACAUCCAGAUUGUGGGAGAUGACCUCACAGUCACCAACCCCAAGAGAAUUGCCCAGGCCGUUGAGAAGAAGGCCUGCAACUGCUUGCUGCUGAAGGUCAACCAGAUUGGCUCAGUGACUGAAUCCAUCCAGGCCUGCAAACUGGCUCAGUCUAAUGGCUGGGGAGUGAUGGUGAGCCACCGGUCUGGGGAGACUGAAGACACAUUCAUUGCCGACCUCGUGGUGGGGCUCUGCACAGGACAGAUCAAGACUGGUGCCCCCUGCCGCUCAGAGCGUCUGGCCAAAUACAACCAGCUCAUGAGGAUUGAGGAGGCACUCGGGGACAAGGCUGUCUUUGCUGGACGCAAGUUCCGUAACCCAAAGGCCAAGUGAGAAGCUGGAGGCCCCAGGACCCCACAGGACAGAUGUAGGCCUUCAAGCCCUUGUCCCUGAAAUAAACACUGGUGUCAACCAAGA